AUGGCGUCAACCUCUUCGCUCGAAGUUGCUCGAGCGACACACGAGGAGAUCGACAGGUAUGAGUCCGCGCUGGUGGAUCUGCUUCUGGUCCCCGCUUCAACACACAAAGAAGCGCUGACAAGGUCUCACAAAGCUAGCGAGGUGCUCGAUAGGAUCGUGGAGCGCGCGCACAAUCUGUCCGAGUUUUACAAUGGGAACGGAUCAGCGAAGCGGGGGAGAGAAGAGGAGUUGAAAGAUGUGCUGGAGGGACACCCAGACGAUGAGGAAGGCGACGAGGCAGAUGAUAAGCCCAUGGAUCCUACCUUGAGAAACUUUUACUCGAGGUUGAAGAAAGUCAGAGAGUACCACGAAAGGUAUCCUGGUGCACUACCCGACGCCUUCUCUUUGGACCUGUCAAGCCUGACUGGCGUGAGCAGGGAAGAGGAAGCAGCGGGAGGCGUCGCUGCUGGACCAGAUUUCUUGGACCGAAUGUUCAGCGGCGAAGAGGCGUUGGGCCGAUAUCUAGACUUGUAUACACAUCACGAGGCUUUCGUCAAUCUCAAAGGCGUGAAGAGAUUACCUUAUGUCAAGUACCUGGGAGAAUUUGAAAAGCUCGCAGGAGUCGAGUCCAGGGUGCCAGCAGAGACGAAAAAGAGCGAAGCUUACAGGCGGUGAGUACGUCUUUAUUCCAUGCUGGCAGAUGCGGGAUUGGGAGUCUGCUCACCGGCAGUAUUCACUUGGCCCUCACCCCUGCGCAGCUACGUCGCCAACCUGUCCGAUGCGCUCUUCACUUUCCUGCGACGGACAAGACCGACCUCGGAUGUGGACUGGAUUGAGCUAUCUGCUUUGGCAGAUUUCGAGGGGGACUGGGACGCGUGCAAAGUGCCAGGCUGGGAGGAUCAGGGAAGUAGCCUCUGCAAGUCUGGUGCAGCUCAGAAGAAGCAAGCGCCCCAAAGUGGCGCUGUGGAUGAGGGCAUUUGGUGCGAGGCCUGUGAGUGGAUCGUAGCCGCUGACUUGCAAAGGUCAAUGCGCGCCGUUUCACACUUUUGACACCGCUGCGCGCUGACCUUGGCCUGUUCGUGUUUGGCUCUCGACUCCCAGGCAAGCGGACGUUUGCGAAGCAGACCGUUUUUGAUGCGCACUUGAAAGGGGGCAAGCAUCAGAAAGCAGCGGCAAAUUUGGCAGCUGGCAAUGCUCAGACCUCCACACCUUCGGGCGGCGCAUCUGGUCCCAAUGCGAGCGCGUCAGAAGCGGCUGCAUUGGAAGUGGCGAAGCAGUUGGCCAGGUGUAAAGCGUUGGCGCGCACAGAGGUUUUGAUACGUGCUCUUGCCUCCCAUCUUGGAGAGAUUGUCGCGGAGACGAGAGCGAAUGUGGAGCGCAGAGCAGCUUUGACGGAUGCCGAGAGGCAAGCCGAGGCGGAGGCGGCCGUGCUGGGCAUGGAGGACUCGGGCGGAUUGCCUACUGGCAAUGGAGAUGCCGAGCUGGCAGAUCAAGACGCGAACGGAGACGACGAGAGCGAUGACAAGAUAUACAAUCCGCUCAAGCUGCCACUUGGAUGGGAUGGAAAACCCAUUCCAUACUGGCUCUACAAGCUACACGGACUUCGAGUCGAAUAUAGAUGCGAGAUAUGCAGCGACUAUAUGUAUCAGGGACCGUAAGUCUUUUCCUCAUCGGCGUGGCUACUCCCGUCCUCCUGCUCAGUCUGUCUUGCCCCACUUCCCAUCGCAGCAAAAAUUUCGACAGACACUUCUCGGAGUCAAGGCAUGCCUUCGGAAUGCGCGCUCUGGGUUUGCCGAACACAAAACACUUUCACGGCAUCACCAAGAUUGAGGACGCCCUUGCUUGUGAGUAGUCUUAGCUGCCAAUGGGGGCGAAUUCACCCCGCUGCAUGCCGCGCAAACGAGACUGAACGUUUGUUCGUUCUGAUUUAGUGGCGGAGAAACUCAAGAAGCAAGGCAAGCAGCAGACGGAGGCGGAAAACGAUGCUGAAGAAGUCGAAGAUGAGCACGGCAACGUGAGUCACUCGGCUUGCCCUCGGAGCGUCCUGCUCAUGCAUGCGCGAUCACUCACGAGCUGAUCUCGCCUCUCUUCCUUGCAGACGUAUACAAAACGGACGUACGAACUGCUGAAACGACAAGGCAUCAUCUGA
This is a messenger RNA of Ceraceosorus bombacis, 2128 nucleotides long. NCBI's taxonomy places the organism in Eukaryota, Fungi, Basidiomycota, Exobasidiomycetes, Ceraceosorales, Ceraceosoraceae. The record is from the annotation of a GenBank genome assembly.